AUGUCAGUUUUGGUUAUGUUAAUGAUGGGUGGCAGCUUAGAGACUGCCACUGCUUUUGAACAUCACUCCAAGGUACAGAGGAGAUAUAGAAGAUGGACCAAGUACCUAGCCGUUUCUAAGCUCCCUAUCUCCUCUACCAUUGUCCCAGUUUGCGCUUAUAUAUUGUUGAUUUGUCGGUUGGCAGUGUCGGUUGAUUGGUAUCUUGGAACUACGAUUCCAACACCACCCAAGGCAAUAUCAGUACCUAUUUAUCAACAUCAAUAA
Heterostelium album PN500 is the source of this 264-nucleotide messenger RNA. RefSeq lists its product as uncharacterized. The record is from RefSeq and is a predicted model, not a curated record. Bases 1 to 264 code for a protein of 87 amino acids. Lineage: Eukaryota; Evosea; Eumycetozoa; Acytosteliales; Acytosteliaceae. The transcript has 3 exons.